Molecule: messenger RNA, 1889 nt
Organism: Asterias rubens (European starfish)
Lineage: Eukaryota; Metazoa; Echinodermata; Asteroidea; Forcipulatida; Asteriidae
Product: FAS-associated factor 2-like
Exons: 10
Coding region: 1-1374 (457 amino acids)
Cellular component (GO): endoplasmic reticulum
Molecular function (GO): ubiquitin binding
Source: RefSeq, a predicted model, not a curated record
AUGGCGGAGUACAACGGGAACUACGUUGAGGGAAAUAACGAUGAUGAAAUAACAGCUGAACAGACAGAAAAGCUCAUACAAUUUCAGGAUUUAACGGGCAAUGAGGAUACAGAUGAAUGUCGCUCCAUCCUUCAGAGACACAGUUGGAAUAUUGAGACGGCUGUGCAGGAUACACUGAACGUGUCCGAGGGGAGACCUACUGUGUUUGACACGCCCAGAACUCCAAUUGAAACCCCACCUCCAGAAGUUAAUUCAAACUCCCUUGACCAAAGGGUGUACACAGUGCAACGACCCAGUCAACCCCAGUCCCUAUUAGCAUGGGGCUACACAUUGCUUCUGUUUCCCUUUCGCUUCAUCUCCAUCUCGUUGUUCGAUAUCGUCCGAUGGUUCAUGAGAUUCUUCCGUCCCGACCCUCGGCGUAUAGUGACAGACCCCGUAGGUGAUGUCAUCUCGUUUAUACAGCAUUUCAACGAGCAGUACGGAAGUGAACAUCCCACGUUCUACCAUGGUACAUACAGUCAGGCUUUGACUGAUGCAAAACGAGAACUCAAGUUCCUCCUUGUGUAUUUACACGGAGCUGAUCACGAAGACACGCCCGUCUUCUGUCGGGAGACGUUAUGCAACGCUGACGUAUGUGAGUUUAUCAAUACAAGAAUGCUUUUCUGGGCUGCGUCAACUAAUACUCCGGAGGGAUACAGAGUGUCAUUAGCACUAAGAGAGUCGACCUACCCAUUCCUUGCCCUGAUCGUCCUGAGAGACAACAAAAUGACCGUCGUCCAGAGAAUAGCUGGACCAGUCCAGCCCCAGGAUCUAGUAGACAGACUCACCCGCGUCAUGAGUGAAACAGAGGCGUACCUGGUGGCUAUGAGACACGAGCGGCAACAACGGGACCAGACUAACACGCUCAGACAGCAGCAGGACGAGGCGUAUCACGAGUCGCUCAGACAAGACAGGGAAAAGGAGAGGAAGCGUCAGGAAGAGAAAGACAGGAAAGAUAAGGAGAUUGAGGCCCAAUUGGAGAAGGAACUAGAAGAGCAAAGGAAAGUCCAGGAGAGAGAGGAGUUGAAGCUUGCUAAAGCAGCGAGUCUUCCUGCAGAGCCAGAGCCAGAAGAUCCCGAGGCAAUCCGAAUCGUUGUCAAGCUUCCAUGCGGCGCAAGACUGGAGCGCCGCUUCCUCAAGACUGAGCCGCUACAGAUUAUAUACGACUUUGUGUUUGUCCAGGAUGAUGCUCCAACAGAGUUCAAACUCAUGACGAAUUAUCCACGAAGAGUUCUACCCUCGCAGCCCAUCCCAACACCGGAUGACGUUACUACUAUACAGAGCUUCGGCCUAGCACAAAAAGAGACCAUCUAUGUGCAGGAUACCAGUGACUAAAACAUCAAAAUGUGCUUAAAAAAAAAUUAAUAAAUUGAAGAAAAAAAAAUUAAGAAGAGGAAAAACUUUUAGAAAAUUGAAUUUCAACUGAAAGGAUGUUUAGACCAUUUGAAUCGUCUGUAAAUGCCAACAUAACUUCAAUAAAGUGGGUUUAUCUUGAAGGUAAGCCAAUAUGUAAUACGCAUGCAUGCAUUGGCUCCUCGCACAGGCCCAAUUUCAUAAAGCUUGUAAGCACAAAAACUUGCUCAGCACAGGCGAAUAUCACUAAGCAGAAAGUGGUUAUCAGAUAUAAGUGCAUCAAGUUUACAUUGUUUUGACUGGUGCCCCACCCAUUUUUUUUAGUGCGCUUGACCACUCAUCAAUGGAAUCAAUCCUGGAAGAAUAACCUUUAUCGCAUGUCCAGCAGGUUUCUGAUAAUUGGUGGAACUUAAGUUGUGUAUAGCCGAGUAGCGCAUAUAUUGCGCACAGGCUGUAUACUCCCCAGGGAGCUGAGAUGGUUUAAGGAAUGAUUUAAG